Molecule: messenger RNA, 1420 nt
Organism: Esox lucius (northern pike)
Lineage: Eukaryota; Metazoa; Chordata; Actinopteri; Esociformes; Esocidae
Gene: lrrc39
Product: leucine rich repeat containing 39
Exons: 9
Coding region: 329-1402 (357 amino acids)
Molecular function (GO): protein binding
Source: RefSeq, a predicted model, not a curated record
CGUCAGGGGGAUUAUUAAAGAGCCAAGAUAAGCAUGUGACGACCAUCACUAUUUUCAGUCCCCUGACUAAAUAUAGUCCUCCAGGGUCACAUUUCAAUUAUGAGCACUACUGACAGACACAAGGGACGAGGCCCAUUGCAAAUCUGUUACAAGGUUUUGACAGUGGAAUACCCUGAGAAAAGUUCAAUGGAAUCCAUCCAGCCUUUCCGCUAGGUAUUUAACAUUUUUCUUCAUGCAACUUGGAAGGUCUAUAAGCUACCCUGUCAAGUUGAGGGAGCGGUGAUUAAGCAGACUCCAGUCCUCUUCUGAGGCUGUUGGGACCGUCACCAUGACCGGGAUAGCAGUGUGUAGCGGGACUGUCAGCUCCAUCAAGUCCCUCUGGGAGACUAGAAUAAAGAAAACCAUACAAGAUUUGCAGAAGCAACAAGACCUGAAGGCUGGUGUAGGUAGAGUGAGACAUAACUGGGAAGAUAGGAUUAUCUUAGCCAAACUGAAAGAGAAGGUGGUGACAGCAGAAGGGCGUGUCAUUUUAAGGAUUGAGAAGGAGGAAUGGAAGACUCUGCCUCAAGUCUUGGUUCACUUCCCUCAACUCAUGGAGUGGCACCUUCACAGGAUUGGACUACAAACAAUCCCAAGAUUUGUUUCUAGCUUCGAGAAUCUAAUUGUUCUUGAUCUGUCCCGAAAUGCCAUCACAGAGAUCCCAAAAGAGAUUGGUAAACUGACCAAGCUAAGGGAGCUCCUGGUGAGCUACAAUAGAGUCCAAAGUGUUCCAGGGGAGUUGGGCUAUUGUCAGAACCUAGAGAAACUGGAGCUGGCAGGCAACAGGGACCUUGACCAGCUGCCUGCAGAGAUUAGCCACCUGAAGAAGCUCUACCACUUGGAUCUCUCCCUGAACCAGUUCACUGAGAUCCCCGAGAGUGUGGUCAGUCUGCCGGCCCUGGAGUGGUUAGAUAUGGGUGGAAAUCGUCUCCAGAGCUUACCUCAUGACAUUCACAGAAUGGAGAAGCUGCAUACAAUGUGGCUGCAGAGGAACGAACUGGAGUUCCUACCUGAUAACAUCUGCUACAUGCCAAGCCUGGACACACUGGUGCUGAGCAACAAUAAGUUGCAAGACAUUCCCUCAAUGAUGGAGGACAUGAACAAUCUCAGGUUUGUGAAUUUCCGAGACAACCCUCUAACAUAUGAAGUAAAACUUUCUGCUGCCCCAACUAAAUCCGAGGACGAUGAAGAUGAUGACAGAGAGAUGUUUGGCCGAGAUUUCAUGCGGCUCUACUGCCAGGAAGCCCGAAAAAGAGUUCAUGCUAUGCUAAAUAGUCAUAGCAUAAAACCACCUGGUUCAAACUACACUUCGGAAUUAAAUGUGACCCUAAAAGCCUUGGAUGAAUCUGCCCCGUCCCAGUGACCAGAGUAGGCGUUCAUG